Molecule: messenger RNA, 4610 nt
Organism: Pseudo-nitzschia multistriata
Lineage: Eukaryota; Bacillariophyta; Bacillariophyceae; Bacillariales; Bacillariaceae
Source: the annotation of a GenBank genome assembly
GGUUACCACAAGCGUCAGGACACGAACAGCAAAUCACAACUGCAUGAUUACACGGUUUCGUUCACUCGGUUCGAGGGAUCGACUCCGUACAGUACCAAUCGUGUUCUGAUCUUUUUGUUUUCUUUGAUUCCUGUGACCUGUAUUCUUUAUAUAUUAAAAAGUUCCUCUUCUCAGCAGGACGCAUACAGCAAUGCAACGAAUACUGUCAAUAAAGCAACGGUUGAUACUCUGUUCCUCAGGUCGAGAGAUCAGAACGGCCCGUGUCCUGAUUUUUUCUUUUGUUUUUGGUCUUCGUGGCCGAUAUUCUUAGAGGCAUACUUUAUAUACUGAUAUGUUCCACACAUCCCCAGGUCACACACAGCAAUUUCACUAAUACACUGUCUUCCAACGGUCAAAGCCCCGUUUCCUCGGUUAGAGGGAUCGGAACCAUCCGUGUCCUGAAUUUUUGUUUUUGUGUUCCUUCGAUGCUCACUUGCUUCCGUUGUUUGUUUGCCGUCUUUCUCCUGCCCCACUCACAGUCUAUUAUUUGUUUCAUUUUAUUCGAUCGUCUUUGUUUCUUUCAAUCACCAAAUCCGAUCCAUCACUGAUCGAAAAUUUAAUAUAAUGCAAUGUAACACCCAGCGGAAAUACUCCGUCGAAAUGUCAAGUGAUGCACGUUUUUUCCAAAAGUAUCGAUGCCACAUAAACCGAAACGAGUCGGGUAAAGUAUUAUUUGUUAUCCAUUAUUCUACGGCAAUUUCGGAUGAAAGUCUCAUAAACAAUGCAGUAAAAUGAAAAAGGAGCACCCGGAACGAAUCAAUGCAAUCGGACAACCUACAAGACAAGAAAAAGGUAAGCAUAUGUUUACCAUUUUGUCAGUAUUACCUCUCCUACCAGAGGCAACGUUCUUCAUCGCCAACAUGACAUCAAAUUUCACAUCGAAUCCAAUGAAACCACAUUGGUAGUAGGCUACUACUUCGAUAAUUUUGUAUCGUAAACGAAAACAAAUCUUCCCGUGUCUUAUUUCUAUUCUAUUUGACAAAAGCAUGAAAUCACGUACCGUAUGACUUUCGUUAUUUUUUGUGUUUUCAGAUAUCACUCGAAUGUAUUAUUUAUCGUUGUUAUUAUUUUUCUAUAUUGUACUAUAAAAAAUGAAUCAAAUUGUCAUCUAUUGAACGAACUAUGUCUUCUUUUGUUUCUGAAUAUUGAAUAAUGAUUUGGUUCCUCGAAAACCCAUUUACUUUAGAUGGCAAAACACGCAAUGCCUUCUGCCUUGUUUUCUUUUACUGACAGUGUCUGUAACAUUAAGGAUAUGGGUUGCAAACCCAGACUUUCUCAUCGGCUCGGCAUGUGCACCUUAGUGCAAAAUAAUAGCACUCGAGAUAAAGGAAGGUUCCCGGGACCGAGCAAGGAUCGCCGGAUACUGCGGUGAUGAAGGGACAAGAUUGGGUGGGUGCAUAACCACCUGUGGUAGAACCUCCAGUGGAACCCCCGGUGGUACCUCCAAUGGUACCCGAGGUGGGAUCAACGCUGAUGGAUGAUCCGUGAGCUUUUUUUGUCCCACAGUUGUAAUAUGCCAGGCCCUCCGCGUAGCAUUCCUUACACAUAUCUACACGUGGGUUGCUACAGUUAUUAAUGCUGGCAAGAGUAACGCCGUUCAUCGCGGAGAGUCCGACUAGGCAUUGUUUGCAGACGUCAAUGAUGCCACCUCCAUCCCUGACGCAAUUUUCGAGUUCUUGGAAAAUAUUAUAUUUCCAAUACAAUCAUAACCGGACAAUAUCAUGAAAAAGUCCAUUCAACAACGAGGGACGCCCAAAAUUAUUGAUGGCAAAAGUCGUCAGAUGACUCUUUACGAGAGGAUAGUUUUGUAUUACAAAUAGAUCAGGAAUACGUACCUCCGACUUGAAUGUCACAUCCCUCUUCGAAUUUGACUAUUUUUGCUUUGACUGGAUUAAUCGAAACGGGAGCGAUCACUGUUGAAGAAGUGGUGGUAGCUGGAAACGUAACAGGUGGGAUUGGUGGGCGGUAAUAAGAAUAAUUUUUUGAUUUCUUUAGUUCUCGCUCAUUGCGUUCGCGACCGCGAAUACUCGCUGCAUUAGUUGUUGUGGUAAUGACUAACCACGCAAGGAGUGUGAAGAGAAAUUUUCUGCUGUCGGUAGGAAACAGGAUUGACAUAGUUCACUGAGUAAAAAUGGGAUUGAAGGUCUUAUUUUGUGAAAAUACCGGUGAGAUAAGUAUUGGAGGGUAGAGCGAAUGAGGGAGAAAGAUAAUCAGCACUAUUUCUGGAGUACGUAAUUUUUCUAACGAAGCGAAGUUUUCAACUGGAUGAUUUGGAACUCACUAGAGUGAGGAAAACGGAUUAUUGUCAGGAGCUGUGGGACAUACCUUACUAUGUAAAAUGAACUUUUUGAGGCGUCUUACACGAUCGAGUCGAUUCAGUGCGACAGAAAAUGGUUUUGAGCAAUUUCUUACGAUUUUGUGAGAGAAAGUGUCAAAGAAUCAAUCUGGUUUUGGAAUUCAUUCCUAGGAGAGGCGAAGAAGGAUUGAAUCAUCGUCUUUAUUCUAGCGAUACGGGUGUCGAAAAAUUUAGCCGAACAUCCCUCCAAUAGAAUCACGAUGAUGUCUCUUUCUAGGGAUUCUAUUGUUGUUUUAAGACCAGCUUGCCGAAAAUUGAGGAAAAGAUGUGCGCUCCGCAUUCUAUCAUUACACGUGGAUUUCAUAAAAGCCCUUUGCGCCAAAAUCUGAACUCACGCAUUCCAUGUGCAUAGUGAUGGCCGAAAAUGUUAUUAAAAGCUCCCGAAAUCCAUCAUGUGUGUUCCGAAACUAGCUUCCCUCCCACCAUAAAUAUUUUUAAAAUACCUCACGACAGAUAGCAAACGGCGGAAUGAAUUAUUCUUUUCAAUCAUUCCGCCAUUCAAUAUGGAGUCAUGGAUGGAGCGCUCAUUACCACUGGCACGUUCUCUUUUGCACCCACUUUUCAACCAUAAGUUACACGAGCGUCUCACACGUGCUCUCUUACAGUAUUAUCUCGUUUGAAGAUAUUCGUCUGCGAAACGAAAUCGAAGUCGCAGUGCUUCCCAAUCGUGUUUUUGUCUGUCGAUGUCAGUGCGUAAUAUCAGAGAUUUAGUGUUGAAGUUACUCUGCCCUUUUCAGAUCAAUGCUCGCGUUCUUGUUGCAUGGACAUGUGAUGUCAAAAAAAAAUAAGAACACCAAAAAAGAAGAUUCUGUUGCGGAAUGAUUGCACAUGACACUCAUGAAAUACUUUCCUUCCUAGAAACCAUUGCAGCCUGCAAAUUCGCACAAGUGUUUUCUAUCAAACAAAAAUUAAAAUGCAAAAAAAGUGUCCGUUUCCCUCUUGACCCUUCCAACCGACGAUAGUCGCUUCGAAUCGAUCAGCAAUGGAUAGAUGAAUCGCACUGACGUUAAAAGGAAACCAAUGCAGAAACAUUGGGAAGUUGGAUGGACUGUGCGAGUGGCACCAUCCAGAUAUCACGAAAUGCGGAGCUCGGACGAGAAAUGGUGGCUUUUGUAUGAUACCGCGAGGCAAGUGUAAAUACCACAGCAACAAAAGUGCCCUUGGUACCGAUCCAAAAAUAUUCUGCACCAACAGAUCUCUUCGCAAGGAGAAAAAAUGGGUGUGCUGAAACAUAGAAAGAAAAUGGAUGUGUACACAAAGGAGAAGAUAACGCGAGACUCGAUUGAUAAAUUUCUCGAACUGGACCACGUUGUGGAGUUGCAUGUCAUCCGAGACUGCUACGAUGCGAUUCCAAAGCAGGGUACGGGAUUUUCACAAAGAAAAAAAGAGCUGGCAACGUGUCUUCGUGAGAACAUAGUGAACGGGGAACAGGUCUCAAACUUAAACUUCACAAAGAAGCCAAUCAAUGAACAUAAAUUUGAAGCAGUAUACGAAUUCCAACGAAAGUAUAAUGACAAGACGAAGGUAGCUACGGACGAAAAUGACCAAGGACUCUUUGUCCAUUUAGAGAAGUGGCUGGUAGAUGCCGCCGAUCACCGUAUCUCUAGAUCAACCACUAGGCGAAUUCAAUCGGAAAUGUUCAAGUCUUGGAAGCUUAUGGAGGAAGCAAUUGAAGAGGAACAACCACUUCAAUGCGAUUUUAUGGACCUGCUUCGUAUAAAUAUGGUUGCAAUGAAACUCAAGUGAGUGCUAGCAGGGGUAUACAAUCACAAAUUAUUCUUGCAGUUGUACCAGAUCAUUCAUGGCUUUGUCCUAAAACGAUCAUGAGCAAACAACCUUGCCGCAUUGCCUCAUCAUUAGAUGAUAUUGACUACAAUGGUGCGAGAGUACCGCAUGACUACAACUAGUAUGGAAACGAUGCACUGGUAGAAGCUUUUUGGAGAGAAAGCGUUCUCGGAUUUUAUUGUAAUUGGAACCAAAAAUUUCAAACGAAACCCAUUAUCAAAAAAAUUACGAACAAAAAAUCUCUUCUCGAAGUCUAUUGGAUACUGUAAUUGGAUACUGUAAUACUCGUGUUAUUCUUACAACAGUACGUGAGGACAGAACAUUUUGCAUUUUUUUGCAUUUCAUAAUUUUUUGAAUAAUGAUGCCGUACGUACUCGUAAAAUGGUUGGAGUGGGAGUAUGAACGUAAAAAGUAAAAAAUAAUAGCUGCU